This is a messenger RNA of Marmota monax (woodchuck), 3505 nucleotides long. It is a transcript of the gene Smad1, whose product is annotated as SMAD family member 1. Gene Ontology annotation, biological process: anatomical structure morphogenesis; cell differentiation; SMAD protein signal transduction. The record is from RefSeq and is a predicted model, not a curated record. The transcript is spliced from 7 exons. Lineage: Eukaryota; Metazoa; Chordata; Mammalia; Rodentia; Sciuridae. Gene Ontology annotation, cellular component: heteromeric SMAD protein complex. Gene Ontology annotation, molecular function: RNA polymerase II cis-regulatory region sequence-specific DNA binding; DNA-binding transcription factor activity, RNA polymerase II-specific; I-SMAD binding. Bases 893 to 2290 code for a protein of 465 amino acids.
UUUGGCGGCGGCGCGCAGUUUCCCCCUCUUCCGCCUACACCCCCUGCGCCUCCGAGUGUCGUCUCAUUCCUUUCCCUUUACCGGAUUCGAUUGCCUCACUGCGUGUGUGUGCACGAGUUCGCCAGGAACAACUGUGCCUCCCCUCUGCGCCUGUCUUUGUUAGGGUUUCUCGGGUGGUUUCUGGAGGAAGGUGGGGGCGGUGGGAGUGAGAGCGACGACGUGGGCUUGUUUGCUAGUUGCUCAGUGUUUGUGCGGGCUGCGAGGGAGAAGGUUUCCUGGAUGUGCUUUGGGGAGGCAGCAGGAACAGAUGCCGGCCGGAUCUCACAACUACCGUAGCUGAGGCUUUUGUUUAUUUUGAGGCAUAUGCAAUUAAAAAAAAAAAAUACUCGGUGCGAGAUAACUAGUGAGGCGCUUUGAGAAUCCAGGCGGGUCUGAGAACCAUCGCCCGCGGAGGAAGCAUCGUUUUCGUGAGUACUGACAGCCUGCCUUUUCUCUCUUCUUGGCUUUGCACCCCACUCCCCGCCCCAAAGUAUGGACUGAUAGAAAAGUUGGAAGAUUUCUGUUCUGUCUUCAUGUUGCGGAAGCUCUCAGCGGCUAGAUCACAGAAUGCCCUUAUUUCAGAACGAACAUCUUUUGCGCUCAAUGCCAGUCGUGGAUAACGUACCCACACCUCAGGAACACCAGGAGAAAACUGUUCCUGGCCCAGGUGCUGAUUUUGGAUUAUGUUCUAGAACAUCAAGAGUAGUGAUUUCUACUUGUCAGGACUGCAAACUCAGAAGCUGCAGAGAAUCCUAUGUAAAUAAACUGUGAUCUCUUUUGCUGCCCUUUUACAUUAGGAGACCCCUUUAUUUCACCACAUCCGAGGAGUAUAUAUAUAACUAGCACAGUCAUUAUGAAUGUGACAAGUUUGUUUUCCUUCACAAGUCCAGCUGUGAAGAGACUUCUCGGGUGGAAACAGGGUGACGAAGAAGAAAAAUGGGCAGAGAAGGCUGUUGAUGCGCUGGUGAAAAAACUGAAGAAGAAGAAGGGUGCCAUGGAGGAGCUGGAGAAGGCCCUGAGCUGUCCGGGGCAGCCCAGUAACUGUGUCACCAUCCCCCGCUCUCUGGACGGCAGGCUGCAGGUCUCCCACCGGAAGGGACUGCCUCACGUCAUUUACUGCCGCGUGUGGCGCUGGCCUGAUCUUCAGAGCCACCAUGAACUGAAGCCACUGGAAUGCUGUGAGUUCCCUUUUGGCUCCAAGCAGAAGGAAGUCUGCAUCAAUCCCUACCACUAUAAGCGAGUAGAAAGCCCCGUUCUUCCUCCAGUGCUGGUUCCGAGACACAGCGAAUAUAACCCUCAGCACAGCCUCCUAGCUCAGUUCCGGAACCUGGGACAGAAUGAGCCUCACAUGCCACUCAACGCCACUUUUCCAGAUUCUUUCCAGCAGCCCAACAGCCACCCGUUCCCUCAUUCUCCCAACAGCAGUUACCCGAACUCUCCCGGAAGCAGCAGCAGCACCUAUCCUCACUCUCCCACCAGCUCAGACCCGGGCAGCCCUUUCCAGAUGCCAGCUGAUACUCCCCCACCUGCCUACUUGCCUCCCGAGGACCCCAUGACCCAGGAUGGCUCUCAACCAAUGGACACAAAUAUGAUGGCGCCUUCCCUGCCCUCAGAAAUCAACAGAGGAGAUGUUCAGGCAGUUGCUUAUGAGGAACCAAAACACUGGUGCUCUAUUGUCUACUAUGAGCUCAACAAUCGAGUAGGUGAAGCGUUCCAUGCCUCCUCCACAAGUGUGUUGGUGGAUGGUUUCACUGAUCCUUCCAACAAUAAGAACCGUUUCUGCCUUGGGCUGCUCUCCAAUGUUAACCGGAAUUCCACUAUUGAAAACACCAGGCGGCAUAUUGGAAAAGGAGUGCAUCUUUACUAUGUUGGAGGGGAGGUGUAUGCCGAAUGCCUCAGUGACAGUAGCAUCUUCGUGCAAAGUCGGAACUGCAACUACCAUCAUGGAUUUCACCCCACGACUGUUUGCAAGAUCCCUAGUGGGUGUAGCUUGAAAAUUUUUAACAACCAAGAAUUUGCUCAGUUGUUGGCACAGUCUGUGAACCAUGGUUUCGAGACCGUCUACGAGCUCACAAAAAUGUGUACUAUACGCAUGAGCUUUGUGAAGGGCUGGGGAGCAGAAUACCACCGCCAGGAUGUUACUAGCACCCCCUGCUGGAUUGAGAUACAUCUGCACGGUCCCCUCCAGUGGCUGGAUAAAGUUCUCACCCAGAUGGGUUCACCUCAUAAUCCUAUUUCAUCAGUGUCUUAAAUGGCCUCAGGCUUCUGCCUCUUGAAAACUAUUGAGCCUUGCAUGUACUUGAAGGAUGGAUGAGUCAGACCCAAUGGAGAGCUGACAAAGGAGCCUUGAUAAUACUUGACCUCUGUGACCAACUGUUGGAUUCAGAAAUUUGAAAACCCUUGGUAACAUACUAUUGAUAUCAAGAACCUGUCUAGUUUACAUUGUAACAUUCUCUUGUAAAAUCAACUAAAAUGCAGACUUUUAGCAGGACUCUGUGUAUAGUUAAAGAAGAGAUGGCCAAGCCAGGGACAAAUUAUCUAUUAGAAAAAAUGGUCCUAAGAGAUUCUUUUGUGUUUGGCACUUUAGGGUCAUCGUUUGGCAGAAGUUUAGCAUUAAUGGUUAGUCUUUCUGAAGUGUGUUUUUAUCAGGUUUAGAGCCCAUGUUGAAUCUUCUUUUCAUGGGUUUUCAUAAUUUUUAAAACUAUUUGUUUAGUAAUGGUUUUUGUUUGUUUUUAAGUAAAGAUUAAUCUUUAUGAUAUACAUAGUAAUCUUUCUAAAAUUGUAUGCUGACCAUACUGCUGUCAGAAUAAUGUUAGGCAUAUGCUCUUUGCUAAAUAUGUAUGUACAGAAUAUUUGAAAGUUAAGAAUUGAUUAGACUAGUGAAUUUAGGAGUAUUUGAGGGGGUGGGGGGAGGGGGGAAAUGACAAUUGCAAAUGUAGAAUAUACUGUAAAAAUUCAGUUUGUCGCCUUAAAGAAACGAACUGAUGUCUGAAUUUUGCUGUGUUUCAAUUUUUUAGAGAUUUUUAUCUUCUUUUUUUUUUUUUCUUUCUUCUCUCCAUCCUUUCCCAAAAAAGCAGUUAUGCAGCUGGUUAAUUCAUAUAACUGUGAGAGCAAAUGAAUAAUUCCUGCUAUUCUGAAAUCGACUGCCUAUGUAUUUCAAUACCAAUUGUAUGGAGUGCUUGAAUUUAUUAAGCAGUUUUUAUGGAGUUUACAGUACAGAAACAGGCUUUAAUUUUCAAAUGAAUUAUUUGCCAAACCUAGUAACUGUUAAAUAUUUGGAGGAUUUAAAGAACAUCCCUGUUUAAAUCCAUUUCAAACUUUUUUAAUUUUUUUGUACUACGUUUGGUUUUAUUUUCUUCUGUUAUCUUUUAUAUUCACUUAUGCUCUCGUACAUUGAGUACUUUUAUUCCAAAACUAGUGGGUUUUCUCUACUGGAAAUUUUAAAUAAACCUGUCAUUAUUGCUUA